AUGGCCGUGAUUUUGGGUUACUGGGACAUCCGCAGGCUGGCUGAUGCUAUCCGCCUGCUCCUGGAGUACACAGCCUCAACCUAUGAGGAGAAGUACAGGUACGUGGGGGAUGCUCCCGGCUGUGACAGAAGCCAGUGGCUGAGUGACAAGUUCACGCUGGGCCUGGACUUCCCCAAUCUGCCCUACUUACUUGAUGGGGCUCGCUGGCUCACCAAGAGCAACGUCGUCCUUUGCUACAUUGCUCGCGACGAUAACCUGUGUGGGGAGACGGAGGAGGAGAAGAGUCACGAAGACAUUUUGGAGAAAGAGGUUAUGGACUCGUCCAAUCAGCUGGCCAGGGUUUGCUCCAGCCCUGACUUUGAGAAACUGAAGCCUGAGUUCUUGAAGGCACUCCCUGAAAAGACGAAGUUCUUCGCACAGUUUCUGGGGAAGAGGUCUUGGUUUGCAGGGGGCAAGCUCACCUAG
Rhinolophus ferrumequinum (greater horseshoe bat) is the source of this 465-nucleotide messenger RNA. Its product is annotated as glutathione S-transferase Mu 4-like. Gene Ontology annotation, molecular function: glutathione transferase activity. NCBI's taxonomy places the organism in Eukaryota, Metazoa, Chordata, Mammalia, Chiroptera, Rhinolophidae. Gene Ontology annotation, biological process: glutathione metabolic process. Bases 1 to 465 code for a protein of 154 amino acids. The record is from RefSeq and is a predicted model, not a curated record. The transcript has a single exon.